AUGUUUCAUUCAAUACAGUUUAAUGUGAUUAAACAUCUUAGUUUUGCCAAUUUUUCGUUUUGUUUUUUUAAAGGUAAACCUAUUCAAUGUUGGAUUCCACAAGAGUUUACACGUGGUUGGGAAGAAUAUGCUGAGAAUUAUUGCUGGGUAUCUAAUACUUAUUUUGCUCCAUUACAGCAUAGUUUACCUCCAGCCCCGGAUAGAGAGAUGUUACUUAUUGGUUACUAUCAAUGGGCACCAAUUGUAAUGGCUAUACAAGCUAUGUUAUUUUAUUUACCGUGUCUUAUAUGGCGUUUAUUUAUGGCUCAGUCAGGUUUCAACGUUAGACGUAUUCUACAAAUGUCAUGUGAUUCUAAUGUUCUACUACCAGAGCAUACAAUGAAAAAUGUACGCUUUAUAGCUCGUUAUAUGGAAGGUUGUAUUUAUAGACAAAGAGAUUAUAGGAAAAGAAAAUUAUCAACAGUUUUAGGAUUUUCUCCUACAAGUUACACUGGUCUUGGACAAUCACCUCAUAUACAUGUUCAUCAACACUAUUCACCCUCUUAUCCUCCUCAUCUUCAUCAACAACAACAACCACAUUCACAUCUGCACCAUCCCCCUCCACCACCACCACCUCAUUCACAUACCCAAUCACCACCAUAUAUGCCUACAAGUCAUUUUCAUCAGCAAUUAACAACAGUUAAUUCAAGACAAUCACCUAUAGGUGGUGAUGAAAAUCGUUACAACAAUGAUCAUCAAAUAGAAUCCACAUUAAUUACAUCACCACGUCGUGAUUCUAAUACAUCAUUAUUCGAUAAAAUUAGACAUAGUUUCUCUAUAGAUGAUAAUAAUAAAAAAAGUAAAAAACGAUUACCAUCUGUUACAGAAGAAGCUAAUACAUUAGUUACAACAAUGGAAACAUUAAAUUCUAGAAAUAGUGGUGAUUAUCAUCCAAUGAUUGGACGUUUAAAAAUUGAUGAUAGUCAUACUCAACAAAAUAUAACAACAAAUGUGAAUACAACAAAUUCAUAUCGUUCUAUUCAUACAUUAUCACCUACAUUAUAUAAAUCACAAGAAAAAUCAUCAUUAAAUUUACAUAAGAAACAACAUUUACAUUAUUGUUGUACAUGUUUUUGUGGUAAACGUCAGGGAAAUUUUUUAGUUCUCUUAUAUUUUUUCACUAAAUUCUUAUAUUUAACAAACAUUAUUGGACAAUUAUUUAUGAUGGAAAAAUUUGUUGGUAAUGAUAGUACAUUUUAUGGAUUUCGUGUAUUAUAUGAUUUAUUAAAAGGACGUGAAUGGUUUCAUUCGGGUAAUUUUCCACGUGUAACAUUUUGUGAUUUUGAAGCGAAAAAACUUGGAAAAAAUCAUAAAUAUACUCUACAAUGUGUCCUUCCAUUGAAUAUGUUCCUAGAGAAAAUCUACAUAUUUCUAUGGUUUUGGCAUUGUUUAGUUGGUAUAAUUACAUUGAGUAGUUUUAUUAUUUGGUUCUAUCGUAUGGGAUCAUCAAAAUGUCGUAUCAAAUUCAUUCGAAAAUAUUUAAAAAUUAUGUCAGUUAUGCGUGAUACAGAUAAAGCGGCAACUAGUAAAUUUGUUGAAAAUUAUUUACGUCCAGAUGGUGUUUUUUUAAUACGUUUAAUAUCAAUAAAUGUUGGUGAUUUAAUGGCUGGUGAUUUAACUUGUGAAUUAUGGCAUAUUUAUCGACAUAAACGUUUACAUGAAACUAUGGAAGAACAAAAAUAUCUUGAUGCAUUUAGUAAUACACCAGGCGAUUAUUUGAUCAAUAACAAUAAUAAUAACAAUAACAAUAAUAAUGGUUCCAGUUAUAUUGGUGAAACAAAUGAUUUAAUAUUAGGCACAACUAUACCAUCUUCAAGAUAUUCAAAUAAAAAUCAUUCACCAACUGCACCACCUAGUCAAAAUGCAAUCAUUAGUACAACUUCAAAUGUUACAGUAUCUGGAACAAAUAUCAAUAAUACAAUGAAUCAUAGUUCUAGUAAUAAUGAUGAUAGUAUUGUUUAA
Messenger RNA from Schistosoma mattheei, 2001 nucleotides. Lineage: Eukaryota; Metazoa; Platyhelminthes; Trematoda; Strigeidida; Schistosomatidae. The record is from the annotation of a GenBank genome assembly.